This is a messenger RNA of Schizosaccharomyces cryophilus OY26, 1537 nucleotides long. Its product is annotated as DNA primase catalytic subunit Spp1. Gene Ontology annotation, cellular component: alpha DNA polymerase:primase complex. Gene Ontology annotation, biological process: DNA replication, synthesis of primer. The record is from RefSeq and is a predicted model, not a curated record. Lineage: Eukaryota; Fungi; Ascomycota; Schizosaccharomycetes; Schizosaccharomycetales; Schizosaccharomycetaceae. The transcript has 2 exons. Bases 78 to 1427 code for a protein of 449 amino acids.
UAUUUUCUUACAAUUCAUGAAAAACAACUUCUUCUUCUUGAUAUAUUGGGUUAUUUACUUUGACUAAGAUACCCAGAAUGACGGUUGCUGUAGAGGAUCUUGAAGACAAGGAUUUGGAUGAAUUAAUUGCUAAUGGAUCCUUGGAUGCGGUGAAGCAAGAAAAUGUUGAUCCUGAGACCAUGAUUCAGUACUAUCGCCAUUUGUUUCCCUGGCGGUUACUAUUUCAAUGGCUGAAUCAUGGUCCUGUUCCCCAAAAAGACUUUACGGAUAGAGAGUUUGCAUUUACUUUACCCAAUGAUGCAUACGUGCGAUACCUGUCAUUUCAAUCUUGGGAAGAAUUAAAGAAAGAAGCCAUCGGUAUGUGUCCAAGCAGAUUUGAAAUUGGACCAGUUUACAGUGUAAAUCCAAGAGAUAGAAAAACCUUAAGGAAAGCUUCGUUUCGCCCAUUACAAAAGGAACUAGUUUUCGAUAUCGAUAUGACCGACUAUGACGAUGUUCGUACAUGUUGCUCCAAAACAAACAUUUGUGAAAAGUGCUGGUCUUUUAUUACAGUUGCUGUAGAAAUUAUAGAUGUUGCUUUACGUGAAGAUUUUGGGUUCAAUCAUAUUCUCUGGGUUUACUCUGGUCGACGUGGUAUUCACGCUUGGAUUUGUGACGAAAUGGCUCGUUCAAUGGACGAUCGUUCCCGAAAAAUGAUUGCUGGCUAUCUACAAGUUGUGGCAGGAAAUCCUCAAGGCGGUGUACGAAUCCUUAACAAUUUAAAGCGCCCUCUACAUCCUCACUUGUCUCGUUCGCUCGACAUUCUCAAAUCUGUUUUUGCUAAAGUUGUUUUGGAAGAUCAAGAUCCAUGGGUUUCUGAAGUAGGUGCAGAAAAUCUUUUGAAACUAUUACCUAGUGAAUCAUUAGCAUCUGCACUACGGAAAAAAUGGGAGAUGGAUCCUGGACGCGCUAGUAUAAAGAAAUGGUCAGACAUUGAUGCUGCAAUUGCAUCUGGAAACUUUGAUCUCUCCCCAAAUGUUAUUGCUCACGCGAAACAAGAUAUCGUUCUGACAUAUCUAUAUCCACGAUUAGAUGUUGAAGUCUCUAAGCACUUAAACCAUCUGCUAAAAUCCCCCUUUUGCGUUCAUCCAGGAACUGGACGCGUUUGUGUUCCCAUUGAUAUUCAAGAUAUGAGCAGCUUUAAUCCUCUUUGUGUUCCUACUGUCCAUACUCUGUUGAGUCAACUUGAUCAACAAUCCGUUACUCAUUCAAACUCUUUACAGAAUGCUCCCUCUUCUCCAUCUGCUGGUGAAACAUCUAAUCCUUCAUCGACAGCCUCUAUCUCCACAGAUCUUGAUCCUUUUACAGCGUAUUUUAGAUCUUUUAGUAACAAUCUCUCCAAAUCCACAACGCAUAACAAACGAAAGGCCGAUCCUUUAGAGUUCUAAUGCAUGUAUCAGUUAAUUUUUAUUUUACCGGGUCCUUCAAAUACGUUAAUUAGCUUAGACUGAAAUUAUUUUUAUCAACAGUACUUUUAUUACAAAUUAGCAUUACCUUU